CCGGAGCGCGGAGGGGACGGGAGGCGAGGAGAGGAGCGGCGGGAGGGGGGGGGUGCCCACCCCUUCCCAGCCCACCGCAUCCCAUCACCCCACCCACCCCCCACCCAUCCCGCGUCCUCCCCGGCGGCGAUGUCCAACGUGCACCUCUCCGCUGCCGCCGCCGCCCUGGAGCGCCUCUCCGCCCGGCGAGCCCUGGCCGGGCACGGCCGCAGCCCCGUCUGCAGGAGCCUCUUCGGGCCGGUGGACCAUGAGGAGCUGGGCCGGGAGCUACGGAACCGCCUGCGGGAGAUGGGGGAGGACGACCAGCGCCGCUGGGACUACAACUUCCACACCGACACGCCGCUGCCGGGGCCCGGCCGCCUGCGCUGGGAGGAGGUGGAGGGCGGCGCCGUCCCCGCUUUCUAUCGGGAGACGCUGCAGGUGGGGCGGCGCCGCGUCCCCCUCCGCCGGGCGCCCCCCUCCCCGCCGCCGCCGCCCCCCGCCGCUGCCGGCAAGGGGCCCGGGGGGCGCCUGAGCCGGGAGAACCGCGCCGCGCCCCGCCGCCGCGGCAUGCGGCUCCGCCGGAGAGGCCCGACGGCCCGCAUCACAGAUUUCUUUGCGAGGAGGAAAAGGCCGGCGGAGCCCAAGGCGGCGGCGGAGCGCCCGGCCGGCUGCCCGCCGCCCCCCGCCGCCAUGCCGGCUGAGCAGACCCCCCGCAAGCGGCUCCGGUGAGCCAGACUUUUGCACUACGGCACCCACGGGAGAGGCGCCCCGCCGCCGGAGGCAAGGCGCCUGGGAGGUGCGGGGGGCCGGGGCGGGCGGCGCGGAGAGCCGGGGCCCCCCCGCGCCCACCGGGACUGGGACCGGGAGCCGGAGCGCCUGCCCGCCGGCCGCGGCCGCGCACGGAGCAGUGUUAACGUACAACUGUGCAAUGUAUUACGUUUUAUAUAGAAAUGUAUUAUGCCUGAUGUGAGUACACUGGCCAGAAGUGUAAAGCUUUAAAAGUCAUUUAUAUGAAAUGUUUAAUCUCUGCUGAUCUCAGUGCAAAAAAAAAAAAAAAAAGAAAAACGGAAAAAGCAAGUGUAUAUUUGUACAAAACUUUUUUUAAGAGUUAUACUAACUUAUAUUUUCUAUUUAUGUCAGAAAUGUGGAUAACUUCGACAUCCAAUAGUCUUUUUUUCUUUUGGUUAAGCCAAAGGGCACUAUAUUUGCUUUUGUUAUUUACAAAAUGUAAAUUUAUUUUUAUAGUGGGAAUUUUUGUUUUUGCAUUCACAGGAUGUAGCUAUGAAUCGAACUAUUUUUUAGACUUUACUUGAAAACAAAUCUGUUUCAAUGGUUCCUGAGCCGGUCUGUACCACUGCCAUUGCAAAUAAUGCCACAACUUCAGUAAUAAUAAAUAAAAAAGACUGACAAAUCCAGGAAA
Messenger RNA from Phalacrocorax carbo (great cormorant), 1402 nucleotides. The record is from RefSeq and is a predicted model, not a curated record. Lineage: Eukaryota; Metazoa; Chordata; Aves; Suliformes; Phalacrocoracidae.